Cotesia glomerata is the source of this 1473-nucleotide messenger RNA. RefSeq lists its product as uncharacterized. The record is from RefSeq and is a predicted model, not a curated record. Bases 147 to 1208 code for a protein of 353 amino acids. Lineage: Eukaryota; Metazoa; Arthropoda; Insecta; Hymenoptera; Braconidae. The transcript has 6 exons. Gene Ontology annotation, biological process: regulation of translational initiation. Gene Ontology annotation, molecular function: translation activator activity.
UCAUAAAUUGAAAUGGUGACAUGAAAUGUUUUUAUAGGUUAUGAAAUAUAAAUGUGGAAUAAAGUAACAAAAGUUUACCGAUAUUCUGGAGGGAACUUAUUGUAAUAAAUUUCAGUAAAAAAGUUUAAUUUUACUAAAAAGUAAAAAUGACAUCUAUUGGAAGAGGAAGGGGUUGGGGUAAAAAUCCACAAGGUAAUGAACGUCGACCUGGACAACAAUUGGAGCCUCCACAAGUUCCCAAUGCUGUUGAAAAUGAUGUCGACGAUGAUGCUGACAAUGAAUGGAUAGAACGUAUCAAUAAGCUGGAUAUUACCGAUGCUGAAGCUAUUAAGAGUCCCCAAAAUCCGAUUGCUAACUUAAUCAAUUCAAGUCCACCGCCAGAAGAUUUACAAAACUUAGAAAAAGCUACUAAAAAAGCUAUAAGAGAUCGAGCUUUUGCUUUGAAAAUGGUAUUAGCAUUUACAAAUACAACUAACAUUACUGCGCCGUUUUUAGGAUCCCUUCAACCUUAUUAUGAAAAUCGUGUGGAAUUAUUUAAGAAAAACCGUGAACAUUUCUUAAAUUUAGUAUUUAUCCUCGGAGAAGCAUAUUGUCGAAUAAGAUAUACCAUCAGUAAAAAUGUACCACCUAAAGUAUUAGAAGUACCUCUAGUAGUAUGUUUGAAAAUGCUAUUAGAAAUAGCUGGUGAAGAGGAAAUCGAGUUAGUAGUAAUUCAGAUUUCAUUGAAUGGACCGAUGCUACAAUUAAGAGAAGUGAAGGAACUAAAAGAACUAUUUAUUUACGCUCGAGAAGUUUUGAUAACUCGGAAUAUAAGUCCACGAUCAAAAGCUUUGUUAUUAUUACUCAUUGAACUUUACGAAGCAAACUUCAAAUUCAUGACGGGGCGAGUAGAAAAGUUCUACAUUGAAAAAUUGGGUCAACAAUUCAUCUUUAAGAUACAACAAAAUAUAAUGGGCCGUUAUGAUUCAGGCGACAACGAUAAAACACAUAAAAAUGACGACAUUCCUGGUAUAAUGUCGGCAGUAGCUGGAAGUCCGUGGCCACAGUCAAAGCAACCUAUAAAAUUAUCACAGGAUCCGCAAGAAUUGAAUACUUAUAAUUAUAAGCCUCGCGAUAAUAAUAGCGGAGGUGGAGGCGGUCUGUCAUUAAAUUCAGGACCACGGGCUAUUCGUGGCUCUCGUGCAGCCGUUGAUUCAAAAUUAUCAUAAUUUACAACUACUGAUUUAUAGUAAUAAGCAUUAUUAUAAGAAUAUUAACCAAUCAGUGAUAAACAUAUUUAAUUGAUAUAAAUAAUUACUAUUUAAAUUUUAACAAAUGGAUUAAGUAAUCGUACACAUUUUUAACGUUUUUUUUUUUUAUUUUUUAGUGAUUUUUUGUUUAGUGAUACGUCUUAGCUAUAGCGGAUUAAUUUUAUGUACAAUGAUAAUUGUCAAUUUUUACACUUUCAAUAAAUAAUAAUUAAAAAAUAGAUAA